GGCGCGCGUGCGCAGUUGCUCUGCGGCGGAGGGAGCCGCGAUGGAGGGCGCCCCGCCGGCCCGCCAGGUAAUAAAUGAAGGAGAUUCAAGCUUUGCCACUGAGCCACAGGAAGAGAUAGAGGAGAAUCCUAGCCCAGCUGUGGAUGAAAAUAAUAUAGUGUCAGCAAAAAAACAGGGGCCGAAUUUACAUAACUGGAGCAGUGACUGGGGCUUUUGGAUUUCAAGUUCCACCUAUAAAGACAGGAAUGAGGAAUACAAAAGACAGUUCACACAUUUACCUGAUACAGAGAAGCUGAUAGCAGAUUAUGCUUGUGCUCUUCAGAGGGACAUUUUGCUGCAGGGACGUCUAUAUCUUUCAGAAAACUGGCUGUGUUUCUAUAGCAACAUCUUCAGAUGGGAAACUACAAUUUGUAUUGCAUUAAAGAACAUAACCUUCAUGACCAAGGAGAAAACUGCUCGACUCAUCCCAAAUGCUAUCCAGAUUGUCACAGAGGGUGAAAAGUUUUUCUUUACAUCUUUUGGUGCCAGAGAUAGAAGUUACCUCAGUAUCUUUAGGUUGUGGCAGAAUGUACUGUUAGACAAGAGCUUGACCAGACAGGAAUUUUGGCAGUUGCUCCAGCAGAACUAUGGCAAUGAGCUCGGCUUAAAUGCUGAAGAGAUGGAAAACUUGUCUCUGUCGAUUGAGGAUAACGUGCAGCCAAGGAGUCCAGGAAGAAGUAGCUUGGAUGACUGUGGGGAGAGAGAUGAAAAAUUUUCCAAGUCCAUCAGUUUUACCCGAGAAGCAGUUAAUCGGGUUUCAGAAGCAGAAUCAAUUGAUGCAAAUCCACCAAAAGGGGGGUUAGGGAAAGAGGAACCUCAAAGUGAGAAACAGAUCAAAAAGAGUCCUUUACUAACUUCAGAAAAGAGGUUAAGAAGAAUGCCGUCAAAAUCACUGGACUUGAAUAAAAAUGAAUAUCUUUCUUUGGACAAAAGCAGUACUUCAGAUUCUGUUGACGAAGGAAGAUCUACUCUGUCACCCAGUGGCCAGAUAGAAAAUGUUCCUGAGAAAGAUCUUCAUGGAAGACUUUAUAUCAACCGUGUUUUUCGUAUCAGUGCUGAGAGAAUGUUUGAAUUGCUCUUCACCAGUUCACGCUUUAUGCAGAGAUUUGCCAAUUCUAGAAAUAUAAUCGAUGUGGUGUCCACCCCUUGGAAAGUAGAACCUGGAGGUGAUCAACUGAGAACCAUGACCUACACUAUAGUCCUUAAUAAUCCACUUACUGGAAAGUGCACUGCUGCCACUGAAAAGCAGACACUGUAUAAAGAAAGUCGAGAAGCACAAUUUUAUCUGGUAGAUUCAGAAGUAGUGACACAUGAUGUUCCCUACCAUGAUUACUUCUAUACCUUAAACAGAUACCAUAUCAUCCGAUCCUCAAAACAGAAAUGCCGGCUGAGAGUUUCCACAGAUUUGAAAUAUAGAAAGCAACCAUGGGCCAUUAUCAAAUCUCUAAUUGAAAAGAAUUCCUGGAGUUCAUUGGAGGACUAUUUCAAACAGCUUGAAUCAGACUUGUUAAUGGAAGAAUCUAUGUUAAAUCAGUCUAUUGAGGACACUGGAAAACUUAGCAGCUUGCGAAGGAGAAGGCGAACAUUCAACCGCACAGCAGAGACAGUUCCUAAACUUUCUUCUCAGCGUUCUUCUGGAGAUGUGGGCUUAGAUGCCAAAGGGGAUGUUUCAGGAAAGAAAAAGGAAAUGGAAAACUGUAACUUUGCCCUUAUUGUGGUGAUGAGUAUUUUUUUGCUGUUGCUAGUUCUGUUGAAUGUGACGCUGUUUCUGAAGCUGUCAAAGAUAGAAUAUGCUGCUCAGUCCUUUUACCGUCUCCAUCUCCAAGAAGAGAAAUCUUUACAUUUAGCCUCUGAUAUGGUGUCAGAAGUGGAAAAUAUUCAGAAGAAAAGAGAUCAGGCCCGUCGUUUAAAAGGAGUACUCCGAGACUCGGUCAUGAUGCUUGAACAGUUGAAGAGCUCACUCAUUAUGCUUCAGAAAACUUUUGAUCUACUAAAUAAGAACAAGACUGGUAUGACUGUCGAAAGCUAGUGAUCUCAAGGCCUGAAAUUGUAGAGAUACUUGGAACUAAAAGAAAACACCUUAAAGAAAGCCAGAGGAUGGAAGAUUUUAAUUGUCAUGGGAACAUUUCCACAUUUUCUCAUUAUUGGUACUUCUAAUAUAAACAUUCUUUUUAAUAACAUUAAUUUGAUAACUAGUUUCUGAUGGCCUCAACAAUCCAUUCUUUCACUUCCUAUACAUAAUUCUAAGCAGUGAAUUUCUCCAGUGAAGCAUGAAAUUUGUGGAUUUGAAUUUCUGAUACAAAAAGAAAAUGAGACACUGAAUUGAGUAGUGUGGCCUAAUUUUUACAGUGAGGUUUGAAGUCUGAUGCUUUAUCUGUUAGCACAGAAUCAGUAUGUCUCCAGUAGGCUGCUUUCCCAGUUGAGAUACAUUCAAGAGGCUAAAGAAGACAAUAGAAGAAUGAACCUCUUUAUCAUUACUACUUUUGAAGGACCAUUUUUCAGGCAUAUAUUCUGACAUUUCCAAGUUUGUGUACUGUAUUAUAGUGUCUGAAGUUAUUCAGCAUGCAUAUUCAAUUGUCAACCUUUUGAGACUGUAAGUUGGUAAUUAUUAUCUGAAACAUUCUUGAGCCAUAUUGUAUCUUUUUGAAGAAAUAGUUGUUUCUUCUUUACGUAGCUAUCAGGGGUGAGAUUUUCUUGUUUCAAAUGGCAGAAGAGACAAUUCUGAAAAAGGACACAUGAAGGAUACCAACACUCAAAAUGAAGAACCAUGCUUUCAUUUUAAAAACCGGAUGAUUAUGUAAAAAUCUGGGCAUUUAGUGACAUAUCAAAUGAAUACUUGAACUAAGCUUGGCUUCAGCUUAGCACUCUUUCAUGGUAGAAGUGAACCACCUUGUUGAAAAUUGUGGAUUACUUUUUAGUAGCCACAUAAUGUCUCCAUUUAUUCACUCGUGUGUGGCUUGUUUCAGUGGGUAAGUUAUAAGCAGACACAAACUUUAGCUCUUCAGUAAAAACUUUUGGGGUCACUGUGUCCCAAUACUAGUGCACUGACUGACUGAAGUUUGAAGUCAGACGGAAGUUUUGGCUCUUUGAUGAAACGUUUUUAGGCAUAUAUGUCUCGAUACCUGGAACAAGAGAAGGACAGUGUGGAAUAAUUUGUAUGUAUUCUUACUGUUUGGACAAUGCUUGCCUUUAGUUAAGUGUUUCUUUCUUUCCCCAGAGCCCCAUGAGGUUGCUAAAGUCAUUUUUGAAAUGCCUGUAGAGAAUGACAGUAUUGACUUGAUUACAGGGAAAUGGUUUCUCUGGGUGAUUCCCAACAAACCUACCUUGGGGUACCAGUGUACUUACCUGGGAGUUUUCUGAUUUAUGAAGUGUGGCUGUGAUCAAGAGUCACUGGACUAUAAACUUGAAGACUUUGUUCUCUGUUAAAUUCACAAAAAUGAUCAGUGGCAAGCUGAAUAUUUUGUGAUGCUUCUUUAAAAACCUGUACUUCGUAAAUAUACCUCAAAGACAAUUACCAAAGUUGCUUUAUAGAUUGACUAAACAUGUAUGUAGGCAGAACUGAGUUAAUUGUAUGAGCCUGUUAUAUAAAUUGAGUAUCAAUAAAACCCAAAAUGUCUGA
Messenger RNA from Canis lupus familiaris (dog), 3658 nucleotides. It is a transcript of the gene GRAMD1C, whose product is annotated as GRAM domain containing 1C. The record is from RefSeq and is a predicted model, not a curated record. Bases 41 to 2068 code for a protein of 675 amino acids. Gene Ontology annotation, biological process: intracellular sterol transport. Gene Ontology annotation, cellular component: endoplasmic reticulum-plasma membrane contact site; plasma membrane; endoplasmic reticulum membrane. Lineage: Eukaryota; Metazoa; Chordata; Mammalia; Carnivora; Canidae. The transcript has 19 exons. Gene Ontology annotation, molecular function: sterol transfer activity; sterol binding.